Prunus avium (sweet cherry) is the source of this 886-nucleotide messenger RNA. RefSeq names its product histone H2A 11 (gene HTA11). Gene Ontology annotation, cellular component: nucleosome. NCBI's taxonomy places the organism in Eukaryota, Viridiplantae, Streptophyta, Magnoliopsida, Rosales, Rosaceae. Gene Ontology annotation, molecular function: DNA binding; protein heterodimerization activity; structural constituent of chromatin. The record is from RefSeq and is a predicted model, not a curated record.
UAAAGUGGGAAAAAUUUGAAAUCGAAAUUGGGAAAUUUCCAAUUUCCCACCCAAAAGGAACCGCCUUUUGGUCUGACCACAUUUAAAACAAACCGAAACCCGCUCCAUAUUUACGACCCGCUUUGGAUAAAAUAUGCACACUGUCCUCCAAGACCUCUUUCCCUCUUAAUUUUCCUAUCUCUACAGUUCCUUUCCUUCUUCAGCUUCCCUUCGAACCCUUCGAACCCUUCAGGCAGAAAUGGCGGGCAAAGGCGGGAAGGGGCUUUUGGCAGCGAAAACCACAGCAGCUAACAAGGACAAGGAGAAGGAGAAGGACAAGAAGAGGCCUGUUUCCCGUUCAUCUCGUGCUGGUAUCCAGUUUCCGGUGGGUCGAAUUCACAGGCAGCUGAAAUCCAGAAUUGCAGCACAUGGCCGCGUUGGAGCCAAUGCUGCCGUGUACUUGGCCUCAAUCCUUGAGUACCUGACAGCUGAGGUUCUCGAGUUGGCUGGAAAUGCAAGCAAAGAUCUCAAGGUGAAGAGAAUCACACCAAGGCAUCUGCAACUGGCCAUUAGGGGAGAUGAAGAGCUUGACACUCUCAUCAAAGGGACCAUUGCUGGUGGUGGUGUCAUCCCCCACAUUCACAAGUCCCUCAUCAACAAGACCUCCAAGGAGUGAUGAAGCUGAUGAUUUUAAUUGGGCAUCUCUACUGAUGUUUGUGUUUAAUAUGAUGACUCUGUUUUAGUUUGGCAUUUUAGUGGUUGUUUAGGUUAGCUGGGUUUGUUAGUAGUAGUACAUAUGGGCAAUCUGGUUGUUUGUCCUUUUGAACUGUUAGCACUUUGUUCAUGUUUAUGUGUUUUGUUGGAUAGUUUUAAGUUUUAACCAGGAUUCAUCUGUCUUUAUUGAACA